Erinaceus europaeus (western European hedgehog) is the source of this 1912-nucleotide messenger RNA. It is a transcript of the gene CFP, whose product is annotated as complement factor properdin. Lineage: Eukaryota; Metazoa; Chordata; Mammalia; Eulipotyphla; Erinaceidae. The record is from RefSeq and is a predicted model, not a curated record. Bases 443 to 1828 code for a protein of 461 amino acids. The transcript is spliced from 9 exons.
UGUGGUUGUCAUAGAUGUUGUGCAUUUUGCAGGUGGAGAAACAGGCUCACAGAGUGACUUGCCAAGAUCUGUCAGCUGAGAAUUUCAAUCUUGCCCUUCUCCCCUCCCCAAACUUCUCUGCUCCAUUUUCUCUCCCUACCAGCUAUCCAAGGAGAACUGGGUAUUCAGGGGUGGCUGAGCCCGCCCUGUGGGGUACCGAGGAUACAAUGACAAACAAAACAGGGCCAUAGCAGAGAGCCAAGAAGCUGGGAGAGGAGAGCCCAGGAAGAGGUUCUCAAGCCAAGGUGAGAAGGGAGAGACCUGCAAGGCAAACUCCCCUCCCCCCAGCUGCCCUUUGCCCGCCCUCCCAGUUCCUCCUGCCCCUGCUUCCUCUUUCCCACUAACCCCUGAAGCCAUCCUGCCACAUAAAGUCCGCUGGGGCUUCAGGAACUCAGUGCUCAAAAUGACCUCCCAUCUGCUGCCGCUGUCACUGCUGCUGCUACUCUUCACCCUGCCAGCCACGGGCUCCAACCCUGUACUCUGUUUCAGCCAGUAUGAGGAAUCCUCUGGCAAGUGCAAGGGGCUUCUCGGAGGAGGUGUCAGCGUGGAAGACUGCUGUCUGAACACCGCCUAUGCCUUCCAGGUGCCUGGCAGCAAGCUCUGCCAGGCCUGCAGGUCCCCUCAUUGGUCGCCGUGGUCUGUGUGGGCACCCUGCUCGAUGACCUGCACUGUGGGCUCCCAGCUGCGGCAUCGGCGCUGCAUAGGCCAUGGUGGGCAGUGUCCUGAGAAGGCAGAACCUGGGGACCUUGAGUGGCAGUUGCAGGCAUGCCAGGCCCAGCCCUGCUGUCCCGUGAUGGGUGGCUGGUCCAACUGGGGGCCCUGGGAGCCUUGUUCUGUCACCUGCGCCAAAGGAACCCAAACACGUCGUCGCCUAUGUAACCACCCCUCCCCCAAGUGUGGGGGCCACUGCCUGGGAGAAGCGCAGGAGUCACAGGCCUGUGACACCCAGCAGGUCUGCCCAAUACACGGGGCCUGGGCUUCUUGGGGCCCAUGGGGUAUCUGCUCAGGCACCUGCCAAGGAGGACCCAAUGCACCUAUGGAGAGACGGAACCGUGUCUGCUCUGCACCCCCUCCCUCCGUGCAGCCUCCCGGAAGACCCUGCCCAGGAGCCCCCUAUGAGCAGCGGGGCUGCAGCGGCCUCCCACCGUGCCCAGUGGCUGGAGGCUGGGGGCCCUGGGGCCAGGUGAGCCCCUGCUCUGUCACCUGUGGCUUGGGCCAGACUCUGGAAAAACGCAAGUGCGACCGCCCUGUGCCCCAGCAUGGGGGUCCCCCAUGUGCCGGCGAUGCUUCUCGGACAUACAUCUGCAACACAGCCGUGCCCUGCCCUGUGGACGGAGAGUGGGGGCUCUGGGGGGAGUGGACCACCUGCAUCCGGCGGAACAUUAAGUCCAUCACCUGCCAGGAGAUCCAGGGCCAGCAGACACGCUCGAGAAGCUGCAAGGGCCGCAAGUUCGAUGGGCAACGCUGCGCCGGGGAGCAGCAGGACAUCCGCUACUGCUACAAUAUCAACCGCUGCUCCUGGACAGGCUCCUGGACUGAGUGGGGUAGCUGGGGGCUAUGCCAACCCCCCUGUGGACCCAACCCUGUCCGCACCCGCCAGCGCCUCUGCAAGGCUCCGCUCCCCAAGUUUGCGCCCACCUUCACGGCUGUUGAAGGUCAAGGGGAGAAGAAUGUGACCUUCUGGGGUAGGCCAUCGACCACUUGCGAGACGGAGCAGGGGAAGAAGGCGGUUUUGGAGGAGAAACAGCCUUGUCAACACGUGCCUCCCUGCAAAGACCCAUUGAACUAAAAAGCUCUGACCCCUCUCUCAGUUACUCUCCCACUCCCCCAUCACCCCCUCCCCGAUUUCAAUAAAUCAGCCUCUUGCUGGAAA